This is a messenger RNA of Urocitellus parryii (Arctic ground squirrel), 741 nucleotides long. RefSeq names its product DnaJ heat shock protein family (Hsp40) member C30 (gene Dnajc30). The record is from RefSeq and is a predicted model, not a curated record. Lineage: Eukaryota; Metazoa; Chordata; Mammalia; Rodentia; Sciuridae.
CCUCCCUUCAAGAUGGCAGCUCCACGCCGGCCUUGGUGGCCGCGGUUGUUCCUGUGGAAAUUGUGGCAAACCCGGAGGUUUCCACAGAGUUCGGCGAUACACCGGCACCUGCGAGCGAGGACUUACUCCGGAGGAGACGGCCCAUACUCGCGCACGGCGCUCUACGAGCUGCUCGGCGUUCCCUCUACAGCCACCCAAGCGCAGAUCAAGGCGGCUUACUACCGGCAGAGCUUCCUCUACCAUCCCGACCGCAACUCGGGAAGCGCCGAGGCUGCCGAGCGCUUCACGCGCAUCUCCCAGGCCUACCUGGUGCUGGGCAGUGCCACCCUCCGUCGCAAGUACGACCGCGGACUGCUCAGCGACCAGGACCUACUCGGGCCGGGCGUCCGGCCCUCGGCGGCGCCCGCGGCCGACCCGGCUCCCCGCGCCCCGCCGUCCAGCUGCCGGGCCCGUGAGGCUGGCGGGGCCGCCUCGGGCGCCCCCCGCACCAUGUUCAACUUCGACGCCUUCUACCAGGCGCACUACGGAGAGCAGCUGCAGCGCGAGCGGCGCCUCCGGGCCCGGCGGGAGGCUCUUCGCAAACAGCAGGAGGACCAGGCCAGGAAGGGGUUCCAGUGGGAGGAAACCCGGGACGCGACUUUCAUUUUUCUUCUCCUCUUAAUAUUCAYCCUCAUCGGCCUUCGUAUUUGAUGAGAGACGGGAGGGCAGGAGAAGUGCCCAGCCAGCCCCGAGAAAACGCCC